AAUAAAAAUUAAAAAAAUGAAAUUAUUUCUGAAAAUUCCGUGGAUUAACUCAAGCACAAUAAAUCAAUAUUUAGCUACAUUUGCUGUCAACAUUCUCUCAAUCACUCAUGGCUGUGCAAUUGGAUGGUCAUCCCCGAUGAUUCCAUACCUCAAAUCUGAAGACACACAUCUUAAAAGUGGACCAAUAAAUGCAACGGAAGCUUCAUGGAUUGAGAAAAUCAUCAAAAAACAUUAUUCAGAUUGGGAACAAAGAAGGUUCUAAGUGGGCAUGGUCAAAACAUCAUCUUACUAGCCAUGCCCUUGGCCUUAUUAAGUAUUUCCUUUGUUUUGACAAUAAUUUGUCAUGUCAUUGUGUCUACCUUGACUUGUUGACUCUCACUUUUUCUUAUCUCAAAAGAUAGCGACCACAAAACAUUUAUCGCUAGAGUGGCCAUAAACUUGAUUGUCAGGUCUCAAUUUAAAGCAAUUAGUUAUCAAUAGAAGACACAAGAAAACAUUUAUUGCUGUCCAAAAUGCAACUUACUGGAUUCUUUGUUGCUUAAAAAAAAUAUAAAAAUUCCAGGUUCAGCAAUAACACUCGGAGCCUUAGUAAAUAUCUUCAUAAUUGGAAAAGUUGCAGACUACAUUGGAAAAAAGAAAUGCUUAAUCAUUCUCUGCCUUCCAAACCUUGCAUUUUAUAUUUUAACAUACAUGGCAACAAAUGUCAAUCAUCUUUAUGCUGCACGAGCAGUUGCAGGCUUCACCGGAGGUGGAUUACUUAGGAUUGUUCCUCUUUAUAUUGGCGAAAUUGCUGAAAGUAAUGUUCGAGGCAAACUUGGAGCUUAUUUCCCACUUGGAAUGAAUUUUGGGAUAUUUUUGAUGUAUGUCCUUGGAACCUAUUUGGAUUAUCACACAAUAUCAUUCGUGAUGGUUCCAUUUGUUCUUUUAUAUGCUGCAUUGAUGCUGUUUCUUCCUGACACACCACAAUUUUUGAUCAAGAAGCAUCGGGAUGAGAAGGCAUUAAAGUCACUGAAGUUUUAUAGAAAUUGUAAUGAGAAAGAUUCUCAAAAUAUUGACAUGAUUAAAAAGGAACUAGAGUCUCUAAAGAUAAAUGUGCUGAAUCAUCACAAAACAGAAGUCAAGUUGAAGGAUUUUACUGAGAAAGCUUCAAUUCGUGGACUACUAAUUGGUGUCUUCCUAAUGGCUAUAAUGCCAUUCUCUGGCAAUAUGACAAUCUUGUCAUACACAGCAGACAUCUUUGAUUCGUCUGGCUCAUCACUGAGUGCUAAUGAAUCAUCAAUGAUCAUCGGAUGCAUCCAAUUUAUUGGAAUUUACAUCGCAAGCUUGUUUGUCGAUAAGUUUGGACGAAAGAUUUUAAUGAGCAUUUCAUGUCUUGGCUCAGGCUUAUCACUUCUACUUAUUGCUUCAUAUUCUUAUGUCACAUCAAUAUUUGAAGUUCCAUCCAGUUUAAGUUGGAUUCCAAUUGUCAGCUUAUCGUUGACUAUUUUGUUAAAUUCCAUUGGAAUUUCAUCACUUCCGUUUAUGAUUGUGACUGAGUUGGUGCCUCAGAAGAUUAGGGAAACUUCUGUGACAAUUCUGAUGGCUUGCAUGACUUUGUUUGUUUUCACAAAUCUUAAGGUCUUCCCACCUCUUGUUGAGGUCAUUGACCUUUAUGGAUGCAUGUUCAUUUAUGCUGGAUUUUGCAUAGUCGGAUCGAUCGUCACAAUCUUCAUCAUGCCAGAAACGAAAGGGAAAAACUUGUUCCAAAAUCAUGAAUCAUGAAGGCACAGAUAAGAAAAAUGCGGAAACUUA
Chironomus riparius is the source of this 1791-nucleotide messenger RNA. The record is from the annotation of a GenBank genome assembly. NCBI's taxonomy places the organism in Eukaryota, Metazoa, Arthropoda, Insecta, Diptera, Chironomidae.